Monopterus albus (swamp eel) is the source of this 2118-nucleotide messenger RNA. RefSeq names its product CDC45 cell division cycle 45 homolog (S. cerevisiae) (gene cdc45). Gene Ontology annotation, molecular function: chromatin binding; DNA replication origin binding; single-stranded DNA binding. Gene Ontology annotation, cellular component: DNA replication preinitiation complex. Gene Ontology annotation, biological process: double-strand break repair via break-induced replication; DNA replication initiation; mitotic DNA replication preinitiation complex assembly. The transcript has 19 exons. Lineage: Eukaryota; Metazoa; Chordata; Actinopteri; Synbranchiformes; Synbranchidae. The coding region runs from base 165 to 1877 and encodes 570 amino acids. The record is from RefSeq and is a predicted model, not a curated record.
GGUUGGAUGUGACCUGUCGAUUUGGCGGCAUAUUUCCAAGAAAGAACACAGUACUGCUGUGUUCUGCUCCUGAUAGCGACCUGGAAUAAUUGUUGUUCAUGCCACUUUAGGGAUAUUUUACCGAGCUUGUCUCAUUUUAAACGCUUUUAAGGAUAGUUUUGAAGAUGUUCAUCACGGACAUAAGAAAGGAAUUUUAUGAAGUUGUUGUCAACCAGAGAGUCGCACUCCUGGUGGCACCAGACAUCGACGCUAUUUGUGCCUGUAAGAUAAUACAGGCUCUAUUCCACUGUGACCAGGUCCAAUAUACACUUGUGCCAGUUUCAGGCUGGCAGGAUCUUGGUACUGCCUUUCUUGAACACAAAGAACAGUACCGAUACUUUGUUCUUAUCAACUGUGGGGCAAAUGUUGACCUCCUUGAGAUGCUGCAGCCAGAUGAUGACUCCAUCUUCUUCAUCUGUGACACUCACAGGCCUGUAGAUGUGGUUAAUGUCUACAAUGACACCCAGAUAAAACUGAUAAUCAAGCAGGAUGAUGACCUGGGUGUGCCAUCAUAUGAUGAUAUUUUCCGAGAUGAAGAUGACGACAACGAAGAAGGAAGCGACUCUGGAAAUGAGAGUGAAGGCUCAGAGCCUUCUGGCAAACGGAGGAGAUUUGAUGAAGGGGCAGUUGAGAGGAGAAUUGAGAGACAGCGAGCGAGGAGGGAGUGGGAGGCACGAAGGAGGGAAAUCUUGUUUGACUAUGAGCAGUAUGAAUAUCAUGGGACUUCUGCUGCAAUGAUGUUUUUUGAGCUUGCAUGGGUGUUGACUAAAGAUACCAAGGACAUGCUCUGGUGGGCCAUCAUUGGGCUGACAGACCAGCAGGUUCAUGAUAAAAUCACACAUAUUAAGUAUGUAACAGACAUUGCCACAAUGCAGCGUCACGUCUCUCGACAUAGCCACCGAAAUGAGGAUGAGGAGAACUCUCUCUCCAUUGACUGUAUGAGGAUCUCCUUUGAAUACGACCUGCGUUUAACCCUCUACCAGCACUGGUCUCUGUAUGAAAGCAUCUGUAAUUCAUCUUACACGUCAUGCCACUUCAAGCUUUGGACGUUAAAUGGACAAAAGAAACUCCAGGAGUUUUUAGCUGACAUGGGGCUACCUCUGAAGCAAGUGCGGCAGAAAUUCAACUCCAUGGACAUGUCAAUCAAAGAGAACCUAAGGGAUGUCAUUGAAGAGUCUGCUAAUAAAUAUGGUAUGAAGGACAUCCGUAUCCAGACAUUUGGUGUUCAUUUUGGCUUUAAGAACCGUUUCCUGGCAAGCGACAUGGUGCAUGCUAUUGCUGCCUUGCUGGAAAGCACUGAGAAAGAGGAAAGUGACAGCGACAACUUCAUCAAGGCUCUCGACUCCCUUUCCAGGUGUACACUCGAGCUACUACAUUCGGGCAUCGACUUGGCUAAGAAGAAGCUGAUUGCUGUUCAGCAGACCAUUGCCAGCUGCAUCUGUACCAACCUCAUCUUGUCGCAGGGACCCUUCCUCUACUGCUACCUCAUGGAGGGAACUCCUGACGUGAGGCUCUUUUCUAAGCCUAUGGCCUUGACUCUGCUCUGCAAAUACCUCCUUAAGGCUUUUGUCCAUUCGACUAGGAAUAAACGCUGCAGGCUGCUUCCCCUAAUCAUGGCUGCUCCCAAGGAUGUGGAAAAGGGAACUGUCAUUGUUGUGGGAAUCCCCCCAGAGUCUGAGACAUCUGACAAAAAGAAUUUCUUUGGUCGAGCGUUUGAGAAGGCUGCCGAGAGCACCAGCUCCCGAACUCUUCAUGACCACUUUGACACUUCAAUAAUUGAACUGAAGACUGAGGACAGAAGCAAGUUUCUGGAUGCACUCGUCACUCUCCUGUCAUAAGAACAUUCAGCACUGAAGGGAAUAUGAAUGUGAGUUUAGACAAUCUUAAACAGCACGAGUGCUGCUGCUGUUCACAUCUUUGUUUGAUAUGACUUGUACGGUGUCAUCUGUACAAGAACUUGAUCCACGUUUUUGUUUUUAAAGGUUUAAAUUGGUUUUGUGUGUAUGUUGUCUUCCUGUACAUGUGUGGAGGUUUUAGUUUCUGCUUUUAAAUUCUUGUUUGUGUGUGUGAGCAUCAUGC